Olea europaea var. sylvestris is the source of this 1102-nucleotide messenger RNA. RefSeq names its product protein STAY-GREEN, chloroplastic-like. NCBI's taxonomy places the organism in Eukaryota, Viridiplantae, Streptophyta, Magnoliopsida, Lamiales, Oleaceae. The record is from RefSeq and is a predicted model, not a curated record. Bases 133 to 825 code for a protein of 230 amino acids. The transcript has 4 exons.
AGUAGCAGCACCCUAUAUUCUCUCUCUCUACAUAUAUGUUAUUUUGUAAGGGUAUAACGCUAGGUACACAUCGACAUCCCAAUUAAAUCGGCACCUCUUUAGCACCUCUCUCUGUCUCUAAGAUUGUGGAAUAUGGGUGCUUUGACGGCAAACCUACUGCAGCUCCCAUCAGAGUUGAAGCUACUAGCAGAAGAAAAAACCCCUAUUUUUCUGCACAAAACAUGGAGGAGGAUUUUGAUCAACAAGAAUCAAUCCAUUGUCCCCGUUGCCAGAUUGUUUGGACCGUCUACAUUUGAGGCAUCAAAGCUGAAGGUUGUGUUUGUAGGAGACGAUGAAAAGAAGCAUCCGAGAAUGCUCCCAAGAACAUAUACAUUUACACACUCUGAUAUAACCUCUAAGCUCACUCUUGCCAUCUCCCAUACCAUAGAUAAUUCCCAGUUACAAGGGUGGUACAACAAAUUACAAAGAGAUGAAGUGUUGGCAGAGUGGAAGAAUAUCAAUGGGACAAUGUCUUUACAUGUUCACUGUCACAUAAGUGGUGGCCAUUUCCUGCUAGAUCUAUUUGCUAGACUCAGAUACCACAUUUUCUGCAAGGAACUACCUGUGGUGUUGAAGGCUUUUAUUCAUGGAGACAAGAACUUGUUCAGAAAUUAUCCAGAAUUGGAACAAGCUUUGGCUUGGGUAUACUUCCACUCCAACAUCCCAGAAUUCAACAAGGUGGAGUGCUGGGGUCCUCUCAUUGAAGCAGCCUCUUCUUCUUGUGGGGCCAGUGGAAUCCAAUUAGAGGCAAGAAAAUGUUCUCGCGGGGUCAAGGUUGACUUGUGAGGGCGAGAAAAUUAUAUUGGAACAAGGGUGCUUCGGGUUCUGAUAGAUUUUAUUCAAAUUUCGAUAGUUUUAAUAUCGACUAAGGGUCAGCGAAUGAUUUUAGGUGCAUCUGAUGACGUGGAUGGGCACCCCCCCCCCCCCCCGGGAACUUCAGCACCAAACUGUUGUCUCUUGUCUUCAUGAUAGAUUUAUUUUCCUCAAUUUAAUAUUUAAAAAUGUGUUCAAAUGUAAUUAUUGUUGGAAAAAUGGCAUACUGGGCUGAUUUUGGCAUAAUUUU